GUUUGUGAAUCCUACCUUCAAAUAAAAGAGCUCCUCUGUUGAACGGAGUUGCGCUCCUUGAUUGGAAAUCUUUUGUACAUAGAAACCAUGUUCGCUACGCUAUUUCUGCUAUAAAUAAGCACGAUGGUUGACAACGAAAACACAUUUCCAAGACGAGGAAGAAUUAAGUCAACGCAUCCAAAGCAACGAAGCAAAUCAUUAGAUAAUUUGCAAAACUGGCGAAUGAGGAAAACAUCAGAAGAACUGACAGACAUCAUACUCCUUGAACAUGACUACUGUUCCACGUGUCAACCGAGCGAGACUGCCACUGGACUAGGUGACAACGAAUCUGUCAAUGUUGACGAAAUGAAUGUCGAUGCGGUUGCACACAGCACAAGGGAAUUACACAAACAUAACGGCUGGAAGGAAGGCAGACGAAUUGUGGAGUUGGGUACUUAGCAGACAAAUUACAGAAGGGCUGUCAGAAGUGCCAUUCGCCUUUACAUCUACACCAGUGCGUGUUUGAACAGUUUUAUGGACUGGGAAGUUUACUGAAUGU
Mizuhopecten yessoensis (Yesso scallop) is the source of this 538-nucleotide messenger RNA. RefSeq lists its product as uncharacterized. The transcript has 2 exons. The record is from RefSeq and is a predicted model, not a curated record. The coding region runs from base 124 to 438 and encodes 104 amino acids. NCBI's taxonomy places the organism in Eukaryota, Metazoa, Mollusca, Bivalvia, Pectinida, Pectinidae.